Phycomyces blakesleeanus NRRL 1555(-) is the source of this 579-nucleotide messenger RNA. RefSeq lists its product as hypothetical. Lineage: Eukaryota; Fungi; Mucoromycota; Mucoromycetes; Mucorales; Phycomycetaceae. The record is from RefSeq and is a predicted model, not a curated record. The coding region runs from base 1 to 579 and encodes 192 amino acids. The transcript has a single exon.
AUGUUUGCGAGUAAGACUAUAGUUUCAGGUGAAGUGAGCUCGCGGCUGUUGACGACGAUCCACACCGAUGAAGAUGAGAUCAGGACCCUUGGUGUGGUGCUCUCACUGGCAGGUGGUCUUAUGGUAUCUUUUGUGGUCGUGACAGGUCUCUAUAUCUACUGGCGCUGCUGUGGUGGUCGACCUUAUCGCAAACCUGCCGCAGUUUCGCUUACUUCUUUUCUUCCGCCCAGUCCACCACCUCCUUCCCUGUCUUCAAUCCAGACCCCGACUACCAAUUCAUGGACGCACGACCCACCACCAUUAUUACCACCUGCAGCAAUAUCAGCAACAGCAGGAGCGGCAGGAGCAGUCCAUCUGGAUAUGCCGAUUCCUUCAGCCCCUCCAGCCAAAGAAUUCAAUAUAACAACAACAGAAACAACAGGUUCACAUCAACACCAACACCAACAUUCACAUUCACAUUCACAUUCACAUUCACAUUCAGACUCACACGCAUAUCCCUGUCCUUGUUCAACAUCAAUUAUUGACCCAUGGAUUCAAGAUCUCCCACCAGUCUACACUCCACCCACACAUAUGAAAUAA